Molecule: messenger RNA, 1421 nt
Organism: Branchiostoma floridae (Florida lancelet)
Lineage: Eukaryota; Metazoa; Chordata; Leptocardii; Amphioxiformes; Branchiostomatidae
Product: mitochondrial fission factor homolog B-like
Exons: 5
Coding region: 196-867 (223 amino acids)
Biological process (GO): positive regulation of mitochondrial fission
Cellular component (GO): mitochondrial outer membrane; peroxisome
Source: RefSeq, a predicted model, not a curated record
CGCAAAAUGGCGGAUGAAAUUUGUCAAGAAGAGACGAAGUGACAAGGCAACCUUUCUGUCUUUUCGAAAUAUUCUCGGCAAGAAAGCUCACAUAACAGUUUGUCACCAAGUUGUCGUGUCAACCAGAACAUAUUUUGAAGACUGAGAGCAGAAUUUUGACUGUUAAGUUUAGUAGGAAGCUGAAGUUGUUGUACCAUGGCCAGUCCCACCAAAGCAUUCAACCCUCCAGAGCAGGACCUGGACACACUGAGAUACUCCUACAAUGCAGAAUACACAGCUGAUAUAUCAACAAAGAUGAGGGUCCCAGACAAGAUCCAGGUUGCGGAGGGAGAUGAGGGUUACGCUGUCCCGAGCAGGGACGAUUCGCGAAUGCUUCAUCACAGCAUGGACGUGCCAGACCGCAUCAUGGUCGCAGGAGAAGGACAGUACAAAGGACAACACCAGUCCCCCCGGACCCUGGACCUAGACACCAUGCUCCCCUCACAACCCCCUCCCGUCAGCCUGCAGACCCCCCCUCGCACCCUCACACUAGAGGAGCACCUGGAGAGUCUGGAGAUCGAGGAACGCCCGCGGUCCCGCCCACGCACGGCCAGCGGGAGGAAGGAACCCCUCGCCAACCGUGGUAUGCCCAACGGGAUCGCGAUUCCAGAAAGUGAUGCGGCGCCAGCCCUCCCAAACAUGGACGCCGUGACGCCCAUGGCGGAAGAUGAAGUUGAGGAACUCCGACGCCAGCUGUCCAGAGUCGGGAGGCGACUACGGAUCCUAGAGGACGAAAACGAACAGCGAAACCAGCGCGAACUCAUCCUGUACUCCGUUACUCUGGCGUUCUGGCUCAUCAAUGCCUGGAUGUACAUCAGGAGAGACUAGAUGGGGGAAAGUAUCCGGUAGUUCAGUUCAGGCCACUUCAAUUUAUUUUCUUGGGUUUUGGACAUUUUGAAGCACAGUCAAACCUGUGUAAGUGACCACUUCUACUCCUGGCCAGUGGGACCUCUUAUAGUGUGGUCCCUUGGAUAAUUUUUCCCAUUGACUUAAGCAUUAAGGAUAUUGUCUAUAGUGACCACCUGUGUACAGUAACUGGAUUUUUCUGGGUGGUCUUCUUGAACAGGUUGGCGUUCAGUCAAACUUGUCUGUAGGUACCACCACGACAGGUACUUAAAAACAAUGGUCAGAGUAGAUCAGGGUUGUUCAUGCUUGUGUCUAUGGGGAAAAUUCGGUCACUUGUACAGGUGGACUUCACAAGCUCGGAAAAAGAUCAAGAUAAAAACAUAGGGCUUGGAGGAAGACUUGCAUAUGACUCAGGGUUGUAGCCAUUACCUGUCCUUCAGUCCUUUGAAGGAAUUUUGCAUGGGGACUGAAAAAAGUUUUCCCCAUUCCGUCCCAUGCAACAGACAAAAAUUGGUAUGUAAAGAUAUAAGAUGCCA